This is a messenger RNA of Aspergillus wentii DTO 134E9, 2418 nucleotides long. It is a transcript of the gene spb1, whose product is annotated as rRNA methyltransferase spb1. The record is from RefSeq and is a predicted model, not a curated record. The coding region runs from base 1 to 2418 and encodes 805 amino acids. The transcript has 4 exons. Gene Ontology annotation, biological process: rRNA methylation; maturation of 5.8S rRNA from tricistronic rRNA transcript (SSU-rRNA, 5.8S rRNA, LSU-rRNA); maturation of LSU-rRNA from tricistronic rRNA transcript (SSU-rRNA, 5.8S rRNA, LSU-rRNA). Gene Ontology annotation, cellular component: nucleus; preribosome, large subunit precursor; nucleolus. NCBI's taxonomy places the organism in Eukaryota, Fungi, Ascomycota, Eurotiomycetes, Eurotiales, Aspergillaceae. Gene Ontology annotation, molecular function: rRNA (uridine-2'-O-ribose)-methyltransferase activity; rRNA (guanine) methyltransferase activity.
AUGGCGAUCCAGAAAAAGCACGGUAAAGGUCGUUUGGAUAAGUGGUAUCGCCUUGCGAAGGAAAAGGGAUACAGAGCAAGAGCUGCGUUCAAGUUGGUUCAGCUGAACAAAAAAUAUGGUUUCUUGGAAAAGAGCAGAGUUCUUCUCGAUCUUUGCGCGGCACCAGGUUCAUGGUGUCAAGUAGCUGCAGAAUGCAUGCCCGCGCAGAGUAUUAUUGUCGGUGUCGAUCUCGCCCCAAUCAAGCCAAUCCCUCGAGUUAUCAGUUUCCAGAGCGAUAUCACAACGGAAAAAUGUCGUGCGACCAUCAGACAACAUCUGAAACACUGGAAGGCGGAUACAGUUCUCCAUGACGGUGCGCCUAAUGUCGGUGCGGCCUGGGUUCAAGACGCUUUCUCUCAGGCGGAACUGGUCUUGCAGUCCCUGAGAUUGGCCACUGAAUUCUUGAACGAGGGUGGUUCGUUCGUCACCAAGGUCUUCAGAUCGAAGGAUUACAACCCCCUGCUGUGGGUUUUCAAGCAGUUGUUCACGUCAGUCGAAGCGACAAAGCCCCCCUCCUCUCGAAAUGUCUCUGCGGAAAUCUUCGUCGUUUGCCGCGGAUACAAAGCCCCAAAGCGUCUCGAUCCGAAAUUCCUUGACCCCAAGCAUGUGUUUGCCGAAUUGGCAGACCCCACACCGAACAAUGAGGCCAAGGUCUUCAACCCUGAAAAGAAGAAGCGCAAGAGAGAAGGUUACGAGGAGGGUGAUUACACGCAAUUCAAGGAGCUACCAGUGACUGAAUUCAUCAACACUACCGAUCCCAUUGCUAUCCUAGGUUCAUACAACAAACUUAGCUUCCAGCAACCACCUAGCGGAGAUAUGGCGUUGUCCACUCUGGACCGAUUGGAGGAAACAACAGAAGAAAUCAAGACUUGCUGCGAGGAUCUAAAGCUUUUAGGAAAGAAGGAAUUCCGAAACCUCCUCAGAUGGCGUCUGAAGGUCCGUGAAAAGUUUGGACUUGUUGUGAAGAAGGGAACGUCGCACAAGAAAGAGGAGCCGGAAGAAGUCGCUGAGAUCGCCCCCAUGGACGAGGAACUAGCGAUCCAGGAGCAACUUCACAAGCUCCAAGAUAAGGAGACGACAAGACAAAAGAAAGAGCGGCGGAAGGAAAAUGAGAAAAAACGUAAAGAGAUCGUCCGCAUGCAGAUGCAUAUGACUACGCCUAUGGACAUUGGAAUGGAGCAGCUGGGACCAGGAGGGGAUGAUGCUACCUUUACUCUUAAGCGUGCCGACAGGGAGGGUGCAAGAGACGCGAUUGCAUCCAGCAGGGACAUCCCAGUGGAAAGUGAAAGCGAGGAGGAAUCCGAAUCUGAUGACGAUGACAGCGAUGAUGAUGGGGACCAGUUGGAGCGAGAACUUGAUUCCUUGUAUGAGCGAUACCAGGAUCGCAAGGAAGAGAGUGACUCGAAGCUGCGUGCUAAGAAGUCACGAAAGGAAUACGAAGCCGAAGAAUUCGAAGGAUUCUCGGAUUCUGGAAAGGAAGACAAUGGCGAAAACUCAGAUGAGGAAGAGUCUGAAUCCAAGGCUCAACUAGGCGCAGGCGGUGCACCCAAGUCUAAAUCUCUUUCGAACAACGCCGCUUUGUUCUUUGACCAGGACAUUUUCCAAGGUUUGGAAGACGUCGAUGACGUUGAGGACGAGGAUAGCGCAAUCGAAUUGCAAGAGGACGAUGAGAAAUCCAAGUCCGAUGCUACAUCAGACAAGGAAAAUGUUAAGGAAUCGAAGAAGGAGAAGAAGGACAAGAAGAGUGCAAAGGCUGAAGAAUCCGAUGAGGAGUACGAGGAGCCUGAGGAUCCACGAAAGGCAAACGGCCAGCUCGAUAUCGAUAUCAUUACCGCAGAGGCUAUGGCUCUGGCUCAGUCGAUGGCCACAGGCGAAAAGAAAUCCCACGAUGUGGUCGAUGAUGGUUACAACAGGUUUGCCUUCCGGGAUGUCGACGGUCUUCCGGAGUGGUUCCUCGACGACGAAACCAAGCACGGCAAGCCUCAGCGCCCCAUCAGCAAAGCCGCCGCCGCUGCAAUCAAGGAGAAGAUGCGCGCUAUCAACGCCCGUCCGAUCAAGAAGGUGAUGGAGGCGAAGGGCCGUAAGAAGUUCAAGGCCGCUCAGAAAUUGGAGCGCUUGCGCAAGAAGUCUGCACUGCUGGCGGACGACGAAGCCCUCAGCGAGCGGGACAAGUCGCAGGCGAUCUCGAAGCUGAUGAGCAAGGCAACCAAGAAGAAGCCCAAGUCAGAAACGAAGUUGGUUGUGGCCAAGGGAGCCAACAGAGGUAUUUCUGGUCGUCCAAAGGGAGUGAAGGGCAGAUACAAGAUUGUGGAUUCCCGUAUGAAGAAGGAUAUCCGGGCCGAGAAGAGGCUGGCGAAGAAGAAGUCGAAGUCGAGGUAA